Molecule: messenger RNA, 5631 nt
Organism: Girardinichthys multiradiatus
Lineage: Eukaryota; Metazoa; Chordata; Actinopteri; Cyprinodontiformes; Goodeidae
Product: receptor-interacting serine/threonine-protein kinase 2-like
Exons: 11
Coding region: 364-2100 (578 amino acids)
Biological process (GO): innate immune response; regulation of apoptotic process; positive regulation of canonical NF-kappaB signal transduction
Molecular function (GO): ATP binding; JUN kinase kinase kinase activity
Source: RefSeq, a predicted model, not a curated record
CUGCAGACUUGAACGCGUCACACAGACCCGGAAGUGAGUCGUCAUUGGCAGCACGGAAAGUGAGCUGCCUUAAAUAACCCUCAGAAAAGCCGUAUUGCCGUCCUCCUGCGUUAGGUCGCCAGGCUGCAUUCCAUCAAUAAACCGAUAAGUGAAGGCGUUUAUGUCGAGUUGUGACGUUAUCCUAAUCGGUAAACAGCGUUGCUGGCUCCUCUCUUACUGUCUUUAGUUAGCUUAGUUUGCUAACAUUCGCGACGUUUCGGCACGCGAGUAAAUGGGAUAGCUGUUCCUCUUUGCGUUUUACCACGGGAGGCAGUUCUGCUGAGUCUGUCCGCUCUGCAUAUAACCUCCUUGUAGGAGACUGUUAUGGAACCGCACGGGGCCGCGGGCUGCGUGAACAUCGGGACCCUAACGAGCACUCUGCCGGUGAUCCCCUACCAGAAGCUGACGGAUCUGUACUACCUUAGCAGAGGGGGCUUCGGAACCGUCUUCAAAGCGCAACAAUCCGACUGGAGAACCACUGUGGCCAUCAAGUGCCUGAAGCUCGACGCGGUCGGAGAAAGAGAGAGGAACUGCCUGCUGAAGGAGGCUGAGGUGCUUCACAAAGCCAGGUUCAACCACAUCAUCCAGAUCUUUGGCAUCUGCAAUGAGCCCGAGUUCUUCUGCAUAGUUACAGAGUUUAUGAGCAACGGCUCUCUGGACCAGCUGCUGCAUGAGAAAGAGCUUUACCCUGUUCUCGCCUGGCCUUUGCGUCUGAGGAUUCUGUACGAGAUUGCCCUGGGGGUUAACUUCCUUCACAACAUGACUCCGCCUCUGUUACAUCAUGAUCUAAAGACGCAGAACAUUCUGUUGGAUGGUGAAUUUCAUGUGAAGAUCGCAGACUUUGGUCUGUCAAAGUGGCGGCAGCUGUCUGUGAGUAAAGGCUCUGGGUCCAAGCCCACAGAGAUGGAGGGCACAGUGAUCUACAUGCCCCCUGAGGAGUACGAACCAUCUAAGACCCGGCGGGCUGAUGUGAAACAUGACAUGUACAGCUAUGCUAUCAUUAUGUGGGAGGUCCUGUCCAGGCAGAUUCCAUAUGAAGAGGUGACGAACCCCAUGCAGAUCAUGUUCAGUGUGCUGCGCGGGAAGCGUCCCGACACCAGCCAGGACAGCUUGUCUGUUGACAUCCCCAGCAGGGAGACCCUCAUCAGCAUAAUGACCUGUGGCUGGACCGCUAACCCCGAUGAACGACCUUCCUUCCUCAAGUGUUUAAUUGAGUUGGAGCCAAUGGUGAGAAGGUUCGAUGAAAUAGAGUUCGUGGAGGCUGUGCUGGAGAUCAAGAAAUCAAAGUUGAGGCAGAGAUCAGGCUGCUGUUCAGCUCAGCCUCCAGCGUGCGAAAAGGGGAACGAGGCCGGAUCUCUAGAUAACCUGAAGGAGUCCUCCACACCGUGGCCUUUGCAGUGCACCUCACAAGCCUCCAGCUCAGGAUCCUAUUCCCCCCAGGAAGAAAAUGUCUCUCUACCAGGCGCCCUCAUCAGCACCAAUGCUGCUUCCUCUAAACAAUGCCUUCCCUCCUCCUUCAUAGCUCCUAACCUGGAGCAUCCACAGUCUCUGAAAGACCCCUGUGAGGUCAACAUUAACGGCUUCCAGAGCACCAAACCGAUGAAUGAUUUAAAUAUUCCUGUUACACCAGCCAUGCCAACCAUACAGUCUGAAACACUGAUGGGUCAACUCCAGCUGAAAGCUGAUCACUCUCCUCCUCUGCACCACUCCCCACCUUCACAAGGCCCGGUCGCCCGCUGGAUCGCCACACGCCGCGAGGACAUCGUCCUCCAAAUGACGGAGGCGUGCCUGAACCAGAGCCUGGACGCGCUGCUCGCCCGCUCCAUGCUGAUGCGCGAGGAUUACGAAUUGGUGGUCAACCAGCCCACGCGCACCGCCAAGGUCCGUCAGCUUCUGGACAACUGUCACAAACAUGACGAGAAUUUCUGCCGCAUCGUCGUGCGCAAGCUGGUGGACAACAACCAGGGCGGCCUGAAGCCGUACCCUCCUGAGAUCGGCUUCCCCACCACGACCGCGGUCCCCAGCGCACCGCCGCUCUCCUUGUCCUACAGGAACUUGUAGCAGCAGCAGCCAGAGGAAAGCAAACAGAAACUUUUCAGGUUGUUGGCAGCAUUACACUACAGUUCACCCUGCGGCUCUGUUCUCAACAUAUUCACUCCAGUUUCUAACUGGGAAUGUCAGAAGGGACAAGCUGGCUGGGCAUUAUUAGUUACUGGUGCAAAUUUAAUAUCCACCCUGAAAAUUAGAUGUUUUUAUGAAACCAAAAGGCUUUAGACUGUACAAGUGAUUUUAUUUAAUGGUUUUGAUUGGAGAGGACUUAUUUCUGUUGCAGGUUUUAACUCACAAUGGUACCAAAACUCUGGACCCAUUUAGGUAAGCCCAGUGUGUGGUCAGACUGUGUAUGGAUACAGAUCUCCUUGUUGGUACUUAUUCAGUUAGAUGAGGUAGCAGAAGGACUGUUGGUACAUUGUUCUGGAAAACCUCAAGCAAAAUAAGGGUUACUCCUGAAAUCGUGAUCUUAUCUGCAAGUAGUAUUUAUUUCUCUAGGUUUAACUUUCCUGGUUAAGUUUACUGUUCCAGUCCAGUUAGUAUUUGACCCUCAGUGUCUCUUAGUGUGGAGGAGAGGGAAAACUGAGGUUCAACACUUAGACGUGUAAACAUGCCUGCUGAAAUGAGCGAAGUUUCAUCUUCAGUCAUAUUGAGUGUGUACUGUAAAACCCUGAACAAGAGAGACGUGUGUGUGUUCAGUGUUAAAAAUGGACCAAGAUAAUCUGCUGUUAGUUUGGGACUUUUGGCCUCGCCUCACUCUGUAUUCCUGCUUUUGGUAGCUUUGCACUUUUCUGAAAACUUCCAAAAUAGAUUUUCUUCUAAAAACUUGUAACUUUAGUCCCGCAUUCAGAGGUGUAGAUAUUCCAGAAGGCACAUGUGAAGAAAAUCAUCCUUGCUCUCCAGGUAGCAAAAGUGAACCAAACUACGUUGUACAGAAAGUCAGACUAAUAAUGUUUUCUCUGCAGCAACCAUAGUAAAGAAAAUAUAUUUCCCUCUGUGGGAAACUGGUAGCAAUCAGCAGGCAUGUUAAAGAGGAGGACCUUUCUGUAUACAGAAAACUGCUGUGGUUCUGCUAAAAUAUAUUUAUUAUAUUUAUUUUUGUAUCAGGGCUCUUUAAAACAUUUUUUACCCCUGGUAAAGAUGGGUAAAUAGACCUAGUAUACAAAAUUUAGAUAAUUCUAAGCUUUUAUUUGAGCAAAGUUGUUCUGUGAGUGGAAAAAAAAAAAAUACUUUGGGAAAUAUUUAUGUUCAACCAAACCAACAGCAGCACAAUUAUCAGCAUCCCUGCUGUCUAUACCUUGGAUAUUGUUUUUACCAGUAGGACAGCAUUUGGUCUUAUCCUCUAAUAUCUGUUUUGGCUCAUUAUCUUGCUGAAAGUUUCAAUGGUGACAAGGUUCCCAGGGCUUUUGGAAGAGAAACUGACCCACAGCAUUACAGAUCCUCCUCCACAUUUAACAGUAGGCAUAAAGUGCUUUUCCACCUAGUUAACCAUUGUUCCACACCAAACCCAGCCAAGUCCCUCACCAUCCUGCUCAAUGUGUGUGGCUCCAGAUAAAUAUGGGUCCUCAUCCAGCCCAGUGGCUAAAAGAAAUGGGCCUCUGUGUUACAUCAUAUUUAUGCCCCUUUGAAAAGAAAGUCAUGGAUUACAAUUUAGAAGUUCCCAGAAGCUUAAAAGUGAUGCAUUGAUUUUUAAAAAGAGUGCUAUGGGAACCAAUAAUUGUGCCACAAGUGAUUUUGUUGAAACUUGGGAACUGUACUCAAAUUAAAGGUUGGAUUUUUCUUAAAAUUUUAGGUUGAGUUUAUUAUAAAUGAUUUAUUUAGAGCCACGUUUGUAGGAAACAGGAGUUCCUUCAAAUACGGGACUGGUGAAGGCCCAGUGCCCAAUGGGAGGAGCAUAAUUGUAUAAUUUAUUACAGUGUCAUGGUAUUUGUAAUCAUGAUAAACAUGAUCAUAAAAAGGUUGUAUAGAAUUCAUCAUACAUAUUUUUUUAUGCUUUCAAACUUGUUGCAUCCAGUCUAGUUCCUGACGACCCCAAAUAGUGCUUUAACUCUGAAACUUUCCAACCAUCAGAGCGUCUUCAUGAUGCUGCGCCUGUGGGUCUGUUUGUGUGUAAAAGAGAGAAAUCUCUGUAAAACAUGAUUACUAAGUGGGCAUUCAAUGCUGAUAUUGUAAGAAUCAUAUAUUAUUAGUGUGGCUAGCGUAUGUGGCUAUUAACAGCAGUGUGUGUGUGUGUGUGUGUGUGUGUGUGUGUUCUCUGGAGAAUUCACUGUAAUCUGUUCAGACUUCCUGUUGUCAGAGCUCCCUCCUCCUUGUUUAAAUAGCAGCAGCCCCGUUAAACAAGUGACACGUCUCCAUUUCCUUUCUGGAACCUUCUAACGUUAUUUCAUUUUUAAACAACUCACUUUGGGUCUUCCUACAGUUACAGCUUCCCCACUGAAGAGUGUUGUUGCUAGGGCAACCUGGUGGCCGUUAGGUUUGGUAAAUUUUCUCACCAGAUAAUCAUCAGAUGCUUCUCAUCAGAUGAGCUGAAAAUCCGGAUGAUUCCGUGGAGCAUCUCUAGUUAUAUAAAGCCCAAUCAAUUCUAAACAUUUUGAAACGAUACUCUACUGCUCGCAGCUAUAAAAUGAAAAAUUAUUUGCACUUUCCAAAAAUGAUAUGGUGUUGCCUCUUUUCUUUUUUUUCUUUUCGUUAUCGUGGCCUUUGUUUCCUCAAAUUGGUGCUUAAACUACGGUUACUGCUGGGGCAUUUAAACUUUGUUCCAUGCAUGCUAUCAUCACCGAAUAAUUAUUGUCUCGGUUACAUUUCUGGGACUAAAUGCACAUAUUGUCUUUUUAUUUUGAGGACAAGACUCUGUAUUGCCCAGAGUAAAUCACAUUUCAUUGCUAAGGUGGCCCAUUCUUAGAAAGCAAUGUCACCCGGAGUUAUGAAUGUGUCAAGAUUAGGGCCAGGAGAGGUCCAUAUGCUUCCAUAUGUCGGACAUGUCUUUGAAAACUGUGCCUCGUAUUCUGCUUGUGGUCUCGACUCUUAUUAUGUUAAUUAUGUGGAAAACUCUUUACACACACAUCAAAGUUGAGGAAUAAAAUGUGACAAAUUUGAUAACCUGUAUAUGUUCUAUAUUUUAUACUGUAUGUCAUAAUUGCAUUAUUUUAAGUAUUUGUGAAGUUUGUAUUUUUGUGGAUAAAAUGCAGAACUGACCUAAACUAGUUAACGUCUGUGGUUGUUGGUCAGAAAAUAAUGUUUUGGUUGAUGUGUAGCUGCAGUUACAACUGAAACGUUUUCAAAUGCAAUAUCAUUUACUUCAUUAAAAUAAAUAGGCUGUUUUUAUCGCUGCCUGCUGUUCUGCUGAUUUACCUGUUCUGAUUGUCUGUCUAAUUCUGCCAAUGGUGAAGUAUGGGCCUUGAAAAAGUAUUCAUACCCUUUUGAGGUUUUUUCACAUUUUGUCAUGCUACAACCCUGAAUCUCAAUGCAUCCUAUUGGGAUUUUCUGUAUUACAUCAACACAAAGUAGUGCAUAAUUAUUUUUCUAAUAAAAGGAAACCAAACA